UACGCCAUACCUUUUAUAGGGGAAAGCUACGCAGAAUCAGCAAACAGGUCUAUUCAUGCUAACUACGGCGGUGGCGGUGGUGGACUGUUCAAUCCACGUGGCUACUAUUGCUGUAAAGGCGGAGGCGGCGGGGGUGCAGCACACUCUUCCGAUGGUGAGAGUCCACGGACUUACCGUGUAAAACCAGCUUACGGAGGAAAAGCGUAUGGCAUAUCUUUAUUGAUAGAAACCAUUUUUAUGGGAAGUGGCGGUGGAGGCGGAGCCAGAAAUGAAGAAUGUUGCGCUUUACCUGGAGCUGGAGGAAACGGUGGCGGUAUUGUAAUGAUAUUUAGUCCUGCGAUCACCGGAUCAGGAGGAAGUAUUAGUUCACGUGGUGCUAGAGGUCAAGAUGCGGGCCACAACAUUGAAGCAAAAGGUGGAAAACAAGGUGGUGGUGGAGGAGGCGCUGGUGGAUCAAUUCUGUUAGUCACCUAUUCUUUUGGUAUACCUGUUGAUGGAUCUGUAAGUAUAGACUUGAGAGGCGGAAUAGGAGGGAAGGAAUCAGAUUCAGACAAUAAAGCACCUGGCGGAAAAGGAUCACAUGGGCGAUUCAUGUGGUACAAGUUGCCGAGGCUCGAAAAAGGACCACUGUCAUUGCACUAAAAGCACUUCAAAGUAACAACAUCAGUCCUCUUGUAUAACAUUGCAUCAAAAGACAGGAUAGAACUGUAGACUUGCGUUGGCAAUGAUAUAUAGCAAAUGAGGAUUGAUUGUUCUAGCUAGUUUGCACAACAAAACUCGUUGCUGAAUUUCUUGAAGCAGCACAAAAUAUAGUGCAAUGAUUCCUG
This is a messenger RNA of Corticium candelabrum, 827 nucleotides long. RefSeq lists its product as uncharacterized. Lineage: Eukaryota; Metazoa; Porifera; Homoscleromorpha; Homosclerophorida; Plakinidae. The transcript is spliced from 2 exons. Bases 238 to 642 code for a protein of 134 amino acids. The record is from RefSeq and is a predicted model, not a curated record.